Molecule: messenger RNA, 5263 nt
Organism: Centropristis striata (black sea bass)
Lineage: Eukaryota; Metazoa; Chordata; Actinopteri; Perciformes; Serranidae
Gene: mical1
Product: microtubule associated monooxygenase, calponin and LIM domain containing 1
Exons: 25
Coding region: 308-4108 (1266 amino acids)
Molecular function (GO): FAD binding; protein binding
Source: RefSeq, a predicted model, not a curated record
GGAAGAGGCUCCACUCGUGCAGUAUGGGCGCGAGGCGCAGGUGAGCCAGCGCACACUCUGUACCUGUAAACAAAGAAAAAAAAUAAAGCAAACAUGGAAACGACAGCGACGAUGCAGUUUCACGGAUACCCGGCUUCAGCACGACUUUGGAGCAGGCUGGAGAUCAGUGUUUGAUCCAACAUCCUGAUACACACACACACAUACACGUUGUGGUGUUGCCAGGCACACUCUGCAGAGCUUACACAUGCAAUAAGCUAACCAACAAACACAGUGACCGAAGGACCGGGUCAAGCCAUCAUCCUCCAGUAUGGCGAGCCAGGACCCCGUCAACCCUUCACAUGCAACAUUUGACCUCUUCAUCCAAGCCCAGACAUGUAAGGAUGUGAAGCACCACUUUGCGACGCUCUGCAAACAACUUGACAUCAACCCUAAGGACUUCAGGAGCUUCUACCCCAAGUUAAAGGAACAACUGAACUACUGGAAGGCCAAAGCCCUGUGGACGAAGCUGGACAAGAGGGCGUCUCACACAGACUACAAGCAAGGAAAAGUCUGCACCAAAAACAAGUGUCUUGUGUUGGGUGCCGGGCCAUGUGGGCUGAGAACGGCCAUCGAGCUGUCCCUGCUGGGGGCUCAGGUGGUGGUGUUGGAGAAGAGAGAGUCUUUCUCCAGGAACAAUGUCCUCCACCUGUGGCCCUUCACCAUUUGCGACCUCCGCGCGCUCGCAGCCAAGAAGUUCUACGGCAAAUUCUGCACUGGCUCUCUGGAUCACAUCAGCAUCCGUCAGCUGCAGCUCAUUCUAUUGAAAGUGUCACUUCUCCUCGGGGUGGAGGUGCAUACCGGAGUGGAGUUUCAGGGCUUGAUCGAGCCCUCUGGAGAAAACGGUUGGAUGGCCAAGCUGCAGCCUGCGUCUCACCCUGCUUCAGCCUUCCAGUUUGACGUCUUCAUCUCUGCUGGAGGAGGCAGGUUUGUCCCUGAUGGUUUUAAACAUAAGGAGCUGAGAGGCAAGCUGGCUAUUGGCAUCACAGCCAACUUUGUCAACAGACACACGGCUGAAGAGGCCCAAGUCGCAGAGAUCAGUGGUGUGGCCCGCAUCUACAACCAGAAGUUUUUCCAAGAUCUGCUCACUGAGACGGGUAUUGAUUUGGAGAAUAUUGUCUACUACAAAGACGACACCCACUACUUUGUCAUGACUGCCAAGAAGAAGAGCUUGCUGAAGAAGGGGGUCAUUAAACAGGACUACAGUGAUGCUGACGAGCUGCUGGCUCCUGCAAAUGUGGAUCAUGAGGCUUUGUGCCACUAUGCCCAUGAUGCUGCAUACUUCUCUACCUGCGGCAAACUGCCUGACCUGCAGUUUGCUCAGAACCAUGAGAAGCCAGACGUGGCCAUGUUCGACUUCACCUGCAUGCACCGAGCUGAGAAUGCCUCUCUGGUCAGGGAGAGGAGGGGGAAGAAGCUGUUGAUGUGUCUUGUUGGAGAUUGCCUGGUAGAGCCUUUCUGGCCUCUGGGUACAGGGAUAGCCCGGGGGUUUCUAGCUUCUUUUGACACAGCGUGGAUGGUGAGGAGCUGGGGCAUGGGGGUCCCACAUCUCAAGAUCCUGGCUGAGCGAGAAAGUAUCUACCAGGUCCUGUCCCAGACCACACCAGAAAACACCAGCAAAAACUACACUGGUUACAGCAUCGACCCCAAAACGCGGUACACAAGAGUCAACCUCUCCUCCAUCCAGACCAACCAGGUGCAGCACCUAUACGAUGUUGAUAAAUUCAAUCCAGCGAGCAGCAAGAAACCGAAGAACAGGUUCAGUUACCUGCGUCAAGAUUCAGUCAGGGCUUUUGAAGAGUUGUUGAAAUGGUGCCAGAAACACACCGAGGGUUAUAAGAAUGUGAAUGUAAUAGAUUUUACUCAGUCCUGGAGGUCCGGGCUGGCUCUGUGCGCUCUGAUCCACCACUUCAGACCUCAGCUCAUUGACAUGUCCUCACUGAACGAGUCCAGUGCUGUUCACAACAACCAGCUGGCCUUCAGCGUCCUGGAGAAGGAGCUGGGCAUCCCUCCUGUCAUGUCUGCCAGUGACUUCACCAACAGUGGUCAGAUAGACAAGUUGUCCAUGGUCCUCUACCUCACACAGGUCCAAAGUGCCUUCACUGUGCCAGCCAAAGACCCUGCAGCCUUCCUGCCGUCGUCCAAGCCUCUGACUCUCUCCCAGACACAGUCAGCUGUCUUUUUCCUGAGCAAGCUGAAGCACAACUCUCUGCAAAGACGCAAGGAAAAGCUGGCAACUUUGAAAAGAGAAAGGGACACAAGGAUGGAAGAUGAGGACAGUACGGUUUUGCCUCCUGUGUCCCCUGAGAUCAGUCCUAGACUGGAUCCUGCUCUUGAACCUGAGCCUGAAACUGGUUCCGGUGUGUCGAUGACACACAGUGACGAGUGUUACUUCUGUGGUCAGAGGGUCUAUGUGCUUGAGCGCAUCAGUGCUGAGGGCAAGUUCUUCCAUCGGAGCUGCUUCACCUGCCAUCAGUGCGGCAUCACUCUCAGACUGGGAGGAUACACCUUUGACCAGACCACAGGGAGAUUUUACUGUGAGCUGCACUCUGAAGAACUGGUGCUGGGAAACGGGGCUGAAACAUCUUGUAAGGAGAGCGAAGGAAAGCACAAAGGGACAAGUGAAAAGAACAGGCUUUCCAGCGAUGAUUUUACACCAUCUCCAUCAGAUGAGGAGUAUGAGCACACUCUGGACUGUGGUCCCUCUGAUCGCUCACAGUCACAUAAACCUGGAGGACAGGAUAUACUUGAAUCCCAAGUACCACGUGGGUCAAAAACUUCUAUUGAUCCUCCAUCUGAAGCCGAGGCAGCAGCACCCACUGAGGAGGAGUCCGUGCCAUAUCCUGUCCCCAAGCCCCGCCUCUCUCAGCAGACCACACCCACCCAUCAGCCCUCUCCUCCAACAGCAAAACCUCGCACAAUCCAUCUUUUUAACCCCUUGACUCCUGAAAAACACUCCUCUCCAACCCCAACAAAAGAGAUAUCUAUGUUAGCACCAGAUUCCCGUCCAAAGCAGUCACUCCGAAAGCUUCAGCUGACUGAGGAGGAGAAAAGCCAACUCGUGAAUCUUCAGAGCCUCAGCGUGGACUCGGACUCCGAGACGCCCGGUGGAUCCUCCUCCUGCUCCUCUUCUUCAGCAAAUGCAGGAGGCCCGAGCCCUCCUAAACCAGAGGGGCUUGAUGGGCAAGAAGAGGAGGGCUACUGGAGUGGGAGCACCGCAAGUCACAUCCGGGAGAAUAGGAAUCGACGCUGUUUCAGGAGAAAAGAAAUGCCAAGUGGGCAGACCAGAGUACGAUCCAAGUUCUCCCCCUGGAAUCUCUCUUCCCCGAGGAUCAGCAGAGACACCCGGCUCAGUGUGCACAUUAAUCAUCCAGGGAGAGUGGAAACAACGUUCAGACAUGCUCACAACACCUCAGAAGAGGGUGUCGACGGAGAUGAAGAUGAUGAUGAUGACGACGAUGAUAUGUUUGAACAAGACGAUGUCGACUUAUUUGAUGAGAAAUUUCAGACCGUGCCACCAGAUCCUGUUGAAGCUGAGAAGAUGGAGUUGAUGAAGAUGAGGACGCUGGAGCGGCGAGCCAAGAUGAGUGAAUUACAGCGAUUGCGCAAAGCCCAGUCGCUCCAGAGGAGACUGGAGGAGAUCGAGGUGACCUUCAAGGAGUUGGAGGAUAAGGGUGUAGAGCUGGAGCGAACUCUGCGAGGAGAGGCUAGCAGCAACGGCUCUCCUGAAAUGAUCGAGCACUGGAUCCAGCUCGUCCACGAGAAGAACGCGCUGGUGUCUGAGGAGUCUGACCUCAUGGUGGCGUCUCGACAGCUGGAGCUCGAAGACAAGCAGAGCAUGUUGGAGUUGGAGCUCAGAAAAUUCAUGGAGAUGAAUGAUAAGACACCGGAACAGCAGAGAGAAGAAGACCGGGUCCUUCAACAGAUGAUCGACGUGGUAGACAUGAGGGACUCCUUGGUAUCGUUCCUAGAGGAGAAGAGGCUGAAGGAGAUCAGCGAGGAGCAGGAGGCCUUUUCCAUCAUGGAGGCCAAACGGCACUCGAAGGCAGGAGCUCAGGUUCACUGGGCAUAAGGCUUUUAACGCACACACAGCACGAACCUGUAUGUACUGUGCAGUAGAUGCCCUCACAUCUACUGUAUGUGAGGUUUGCUGCUUUCACACUUGAGACUUAACUUUUGCAAAGCCAAAGAUGAGACAGAGGUUGUUUUGCGGAGGGUAACCCACCACAGGUGGUCCCCUCUAGGGUAAGGAGUUGAGGCUUAUGGGCCAGAGUGGAUAUCAGUUGCAAUCCGCCCCCUAGAGGGAGACAUAAGCCCGGUGAUCUGAGGCUUUUGAGCUGCGGCAUCCAGUAACUCUCCGGCUGAGCCCUGGCUGAUGUGAUUCUGGAACCACAUAUGAAAAAAGGACCCACUCUGCUGCACUAUUGAACAACCACCACUCAGCAAAUAAUCGUUACCCAGCUUGGGACUUGGCCUGGUUUUGGUGUCGAAAACAUGUGACUCGAGUGCAGAGACAACACGAAGCAGCAUAAAGUGACAGCGGUGGGGCACCUGCGCUAUCUGGCUGUGGAGCCGGAGAGAUAGAUCGAGGUUGAAAGCACAGGAUGUUUUUGAAAAUACUUUGAUGUUCAUGUUGAUUUUCCAUCAUGAAUAAGUUCUGCUGUAUACAAUGACAUAAUAUACAUAUAAUUCUAUGUUUAGUAUUUGUAUAACUAAUAAAUUCUAGAAAUAUACUGAGAAAACAAAGAGGUAGUUAAAAUAUUAGAAUUAAUAAAUUCCGUUGUUAGUAUUGAUGAUUUUCCAGUUUACUUUUCAUUUAUGAAUUUUUGUAGCACUUCCUGCUGUUCACCACGUCCUUUUCCCAGAGCACGUUGGAUAGUUAAUCUCAGGGGUCGAUUGUUCAGUCCUCUUGGAUCAGAGCUGGGGUUUUUAACCUUUUUUUGCCUUCGACAGUUGGCUGCUCUUUAAGGGACGUUGUAUGAGGCGAACACUGGGGUAUCUGGGGCUCAACAGACUGGUUCAUCUAUUUAUAAAUGCUAUCUUUUUAUCAUUUUGCAGGUGUUCCUAUUCAUGUGCUAGCAGAAUAGCCAAAAUCGAGACAAAAAGACCGGUUUGUUGUUAGUAGAAAGAAAAAAAAAAGGAGCCUUAUACAUUCAUUGUUCUGCUGCCAUUUCGUGCCACCUGGACGGCACUUCACAGUAUAUCAAAUAAAGAUCAUGCACUUUGA